AUGUCACCAACAGCCUCCAAACAAACCAAGCGACCUCCCCAAAAACCCCUUUUCAAACCAGCAGUCAUCCUCCACGGUGGUGCAGGAAAUAUUCAGCGCUCCCGUCUUCCUCCAGAGCUUUAUAGCCAAUACCACGCAUCUCUCCUCACGUAUCUCCGCUCCACCACUGCGCUUCUCAAUGCAGGUCUAGAAGAUACCAGUACUUGUGAUAUUAGCAAUAACGAUGCUGUCGAAAACGACCAUCACAUCUCGUCCGCCAGCGCUCUAAAUGCUGCAGUUCAUGCUGUAUCGCUUAUGGAAGAUGACGAGCUAUUCAAUUGCGGCCGUGGCAGCGUGUUUACAUUGGCGGGUACUAUUGAGAUGGAGGCUUCGGUGAUGGUUGCGUCGCUGGUCGACGAAGAUAGUGAUGUUAACAGCGUUGGAGGUGGCGGUGAUGGUAGUGGGAUAUUAUCUGGGCGAAACCUAGGGUCGAUAAAGCGAGGUGCAGGUGUGAUGCUGGUUCGCAAUGUGAGGCAUCCGAUUCAGUUGGCGAGGGAAGUGCUGCUUAGGACUGGGUAUGCAAGCGACGGUGAUAAUGGCGAUGACGGAGGUAGUAUGCAUUCUCAGCUGAGCGGGGAGUAUGUAGAAGGAUUGGCGAAGGAGUGGGGCUUGGAGUUUUGUCCUGAUGACUGGUUUUGGACGAAGAAGAGGUGGGAGGAGCAUAAGCGGGGAUUGGAAAAGGGAAAGACGAAAGGCUGGAGGACAGGUGGUGGAGAGAUGGAGAUUGUGGGCGCAGAAGGUGGAAACGAAGGUGAUGGCUUUAGCUUGUAUUUGAGUCAGGGAACGGUGGGAUGUGUUUGUCUCGAUCGCUGGGGGAAUAUUGCUGUUGCAACCAGUACGGGUGGAUUGACGAAUAAAUGUCCUGGACGCAUUGGAGAUACUCCGACGCUGGGAGCCGGGUUCUGGGCCGAGGCAUGGGAUGUUGAGGCAAUCGAGGGGGCGGCGGCCGACCAUUAUAAUGUUGGAGAUGGAUCGCAACGUGAUAUGCAAUCCAAGAGACAAAUGAUUUAUCAAGGCCAAGAUGCGACUCCCAUGCCACUUGUGUCGGCUUCUAUUUCAACUACAAUGUUACCUGCUUCUUCUGGGUUACCUUGGCCAAUCGAUUUAGAAAUAUUCCGCGAUUGUUUCUCUCCACCACCACGAUCGCCUGCAUAUACCUCCCUACCAACAUCCCAAUUCUCCUAUGAAAAAGCGCCCUUAAACGACGCGCCUUUCACCACUUACAGAGACGAUUCACCCUGUUAUCGCAAGCUCAAUCACCGCCGGCGAAUUCUCGCACUGUCUGGUACGGGCAACGGUGACUCCUUUCUCCGAACAGCAGCCGCCCGCACUGCCGCCGCAAUGGCCCGUUUCUCUCCAUCUGAAAAGCCGGUCUCACUUGCGCACGCAAUCACAGCAGUCGCGGGGCCUGGUGGGGAAUUGCAGCGUUCCGCUGGAAAUCGAUGGGGGAAGACGGGAGAGGGUGAAGGAGGAAUCAUCGGGAUAGAGGCAGAGUUGAAUAUUGAUGGGGAUGGACAGGGAGUGGAUAGGGAAUGUUUGCAGAGGGCUAAGGUUGUGUUUGAUUUCAAUUGUGAGGGGAUGUUUCGGGCUUGGAUGGAGAAUAAGGGUGGCCAGGAUGUGGAGAGGGUGAUGGCUUUUAGGAACGAGUAUGAGUGA
Paracoccidioides brasiliensis Pb18 is the source of this 1695-nucleotide messenger RNA. RefSeq lists its product as uncharacterized. The transcript has a single exon. Gene Ontology annotation, molecular function: hydrolase activity. The record is from RefSeq and is a predicted model, not a curated record. Bases 1 to 1695 code for a protein of 564 amino acids.